GGCUGGUUAAAGAAAGCACACCCCACCGCCUGCCGAACAUACCACAGAGUAGCAGAACGGAGGAACAGGCCUGGUGUAGGACUGAGGAGAAGUAAACAAGCAGCAGAACACAACUUUACGACUGACAGGUAAGGAUGCGCCGCUUUUAUCUUAAAACAUAUUUAUUUUUUAAUGUAGGCUAUUCUUAUGACAUAUCGGUCGCCCAUAACUUUUAUUUUUCUUCUUAGAAUUAUCUGUGAGUUAUGCCUGUGAUAAUGAUAGCGUUACAUAAAAAGUGAUGCAUGCGUAUGGCAUUGUAGGCAUUUAAAUGAUCUGUAUAGCAAAGUCAAUAUGACAGAUUAAAUUAACAUAGGGUUUGCUUACAUUUAAGAGUAUACAAAAAUUGAUAGAGUUUGCCCCAAUUAUUGGGGAAUAUAUGUAAUACUUUUGGAUGGUAAAUAGACCUGCACAUACAGGAAAAAUAAAAUAAAAUGUGCCAUUAAACUACAACAAAGAAACAUAUGGAGUAAGACUGGAUGGAUGGACAGAAGGACAGGGACACAGAUGGACAGAUGGACAGAAGGACAGGGACACAGAUGGACAGGGACACAGAUGGACAGGGACACAGAUGGACAGGGACACAGAAGGACAGGGACACAGGUGGACAGGGACACAGAUGGACAGGGACACAGAUGGACAGGGACAUAGAUGGACAGGGACACAGAAGGACAGGGACACAGGUGGACAGGGACACAGAUGGACAGGGACACAGAUGGACAGGGACACAGAAGGACAGGGACACAGAAGGACAGGGACACAGAUGGACAGAUGGACAGAAGGACAGGGACACAGAUGGACAGGGACACAGAUGGACAGGGACACAGAAGGACAGGGAAACAGAUGGACAGGGUCACAGAUGGACAGGGACACAGAAGGACAGGGACACAGAUGGACAGGGACACAGAUGGACAGGGACACAGAAGGACAGGGACACAGGUGGACAGGGACACAGAAGGAUAGGGACACAGAAAGACAGGGAAACAGAUGGACAGGGUCACAGAUGGACAGGGACACAGGUGGCCAGAUGGACAGAAGGACAGGGACACAGAAGGACAGAUGGACAGAAGGACAGGGACACAGAUGGACAGGGACACAGAAGGACAGGGACACAGGUGGCCAGGGACACAGAAGGAUAGGGACACAGAAGGACAGGGAAACAGAUGGACAGGGUCACAGAUGGACAGGGACACAGGUGGCCAGAUGGACAGAAGGACAGGGACACAGAAGGACAGAUGGACAGAAGGACAGGGACACAGAUGGACAGGGACACAGAUGGACAGGGACACAGAUGGACAGGUGGACAGAUGGACAGGGACACAGAUGGACAGGGACACAGGUGGACAGAAGGACAGGGACACAGGUGGCCAGAUGGACAGUGUUAAUAUUUCUGGCCUCAUAUAACAUUGUUUUAACAGAGGAUUGUGACCGUGCAGUAGUGAUUGAGGGGGAAGCUAGAAAGAAGAGGCCAUUUACAGUACCUCCAGCGCCCCCAACAGGACACAGUUUUAUUGUAACCCUCGACAACCUGAUUUAACUUGUCAACUAAUCAUCAAGCCCUCAAUGAGUUGAAUGAGGUGUGUUUGUCAAGGACUACAACGAAUCUGUGUACUGUUGGGGGUACUCGAGGACCAGGGUUGGGAAACAUUGAGUCAUACAGUAUACAACUAAACAGGACUGGCCUUGUGUGCGUGUGAAAUGCUGUGUCAGUAUUUGUAUUUAUUAUGGAUCCCCAUUAGCUGCUGGGGUCCGGCAAAAUUAAGGCAGUUAUACCAUUUUUAAAACAUUACAAUACAUUCAUAACGGAUUUCACAACACACCAAGUGUGUGCCCUCAGGCCCCUACUCUACUACCACAUAUCUACAACACAACAUCCACGUGUACCUGUGUGUAUAGUGUGUAUGUUAUCAUGUGUGUGUAUGCAUGUGUCUGUGCCUAUGUUGGUGUUGCUUUACGGUCCCCGCUGUUCCAUAAGGUGUAUUUUUACCUGUUUUUUUUUUUCAAUCUGAUUCUACUGCUUGCAUCAGUUACCUGAUGUGGAAUAGAGUUCCAUGUAGUCAUGGCUCUAUGUAGUACUGUGCGCCUCCCAUAGUCUGUUCUGGACUUGGGGACUGUGAAGAGACCUCUGGUGGCAUGUCUUGUGGGGUAUGCAAGGGUGUCUGAGCUGUGUGCUAGUAGUUUAAACAGACAGCUCGGUGCUUUCAACAUGUCAGUCUUCUCACAAAUAUAAGUAGCGAUGAAGUUAACCUCUCCUCCACAUUGAGCCAGGAGAGAUUGACAUGCAUAUUAUGAAUGUUUGCUCUACAGUAUGUCUGUCACGAUCGUCUAUAAAGGGAGCAGACCAAUACGCAGCGCGUUGAGUGAACAUGAUGACUUCAUUUAAAUAAAAGCAACCACGAAAACAACAAACAAAUGACGAUAGUGAAGUCCUACAGUGACUAUGACUGAACCUGGAACAAAAACCCACAAUUCCCACAGGAAAACAAUCAGAAUAAAUAUGGCUCCCAAUCAGAGAUAACGAGCCGACAGCUGACACUCGUUACCUCCGAUUGGGAGUCAUCGACCAAACCUAGAAAUAAACCCCACAGAACUGCAAACAUAGAAAUACACCCAAAUUCCAACAUAACCAAACCAAACCCCAACAAAACAAAUACACCCUGGCUCAAAUAUAAAAGUCCCGGAGCCAGAGUGUCACAAUGUCUAUAUCCAAGGGCCAGCCGUGCUGCCCUGUUCUGAGCCAAUUGUAAUUUUCCUAAGUCCCUCUUUGUGGCACCUGACCACACGACUGAACAGUAGUCUAGGUGCAACAAAACUAUGGCCUGUAGGACCUGCCUUGUUGAUAGUGCUGUUAAAAAGAUAGAGCAGCGCUUUAAAAUGGACAGACUUCUCCCCAUCUUAGCUACUGUUGUAUCAAUAUGUUUUGACCAUGACAGUUUACAAUCCAGGGUUACUCCAAGCAGUUUAGUCACCUCAACUUGCUCAAUUUCCACAUUAUUUAUUACAAUUUAGUUGAGGUUUAGUGAAUGAUUUGUCCCAAAUACAAUGCUUUUAGUUUUUGAAAUAUGUAGGACUAACUUAUUCCUUGCCACUCAUUCUGAAACUAACUGCAGCUCUUUGUUAAGUGUUACAGUCAUUUCAGUCGCUGUAGUAGCUGACAUGUAUAGUGUUGAGUCAUCCGCAUAUAUAGAUACAUUGGCUUUACUCAAAGCCAGUGUCAUGUCGUUAAUAAAGAUUGAAAAAAGUACGGUGCCUAGACAGCUGCCCCGGGGGAAAUUUCCGAUUUACCUGGGAUUUUUGGAAGGCUACAAUUUAAAGAACGCCCCCGUGUUCUGUUAACAGGUAACUCUUUAUCCCCAAAUAGCUCAUGGGCCCCCUGCCAAAAAAAGGAGCGUGAGCGGCGAGAGGAGAGAGGGGGAAGAGAAGAGAGAGAGAGCACUGACGAGACGAGAGAAAGGAAGAGAAGAGAGCGAGAGAGAAGAGAGAGAGAAAGGGGGAAACACGUACGAAGGGAGCAGACGAGAGAGGAGAAGCCAAGAGAAGAGAGGAGAGAGAAGAAGACACUGAGCAAGUGAAGAGAACGAGCGAGCAGAGAAGGCGGGGGAGAAAAGAGAGAGAAGAGAGAGAGAGAAGAGAGAGAUAGGAGAGGAUGAGAGAGAGGAAGGGAGGGGAGAGAGAGAGAGAGGAGCGAAGCCGUGACGGAGGCGAAAAGGGGGGGAGAGAGAGCCCAAUAAACUAACCGUGGAAUAGCGUCAACACAAACCCUUUGGGGGAAAACCUCUCUUAUCAUUUAAGCGACAUUCAUUUUUCCUCAGUAAAAAAAGUACUGGGAGCAAAAUUAAAAAGGCUUUUUUUCCAAAUUACCGUCACAACCACGUAUUCACCCUGCACACCCUAAUUGAUAAACAAACAAACCAAAACAAAGGCAAAGUCUUCUCAUGCUUUGUUGAUUUCCAAAAAGCUUUUGACUCAAUUUGGCAUGAGGGUCUGCUAUACAAAUUGAUGGAAAGUGGGGUUGGGGGAAAAAACAUACGACAUUAUAAAAUCCAUGUACACAAACAACAAGUGUGCGGUUAAAAAUUGGCAAAAAAACACACACAUUUCUUUCCACAGGGCCGUGGGGUGAGACAGGGAUGCAGUUUAGCCCCACCCUCUUCAACAUAUAUAUCAACGAAUUGGCGAGUGGCACUAGAACAGUCUGCAGCACCCCGGCCUCACCCUACUAGAAUCUGAAGUCAAAUGUCUUCUGUUUGCUGAUGAUCUGGUGCUUCUGUCACCAACCAAGGAGGUGCUACAGCAGCACCUAGAUCUUCUGCACAGAUUAUGUCAGACCUGGGCCCUGACAGUAAAUCUCAGUAAGACAAAAAUAAUGGUGUUUCCAAAAAAGGUCCAGUUGCCAGGACCACAAAUACAAAUUCCAUCUAGACAAACCGUUGCCCUAGAGCACACCAAAAACUAUACAUACCUCGGCCUAAACAUCAGCGCCACAGGUAACUUCCACAAAGCUGAGAACGAUCUGAGAGACAAGGCAAGAAGGGCCUUCUAUGCCAUCAAAAGGAACAUAAAAUUUGACCAUACCAAUUAGGAUCUGGCUAAAAAUACUUGAAUCAGUUAUAGAACCCAUUGCCCUUUAUGGUUCUGAGGUCUGGGGUCCGCUCACCAACCAAGAAUUCACAAAAUGGGACAAACACCUAAUUGAGACUGCAUGCAGAAUUCUGCAAAAACAUCCUCCGUGUACAACGUAAAACACCAAAUAAUGCAUGCAGAGUAGAAUUAGGCCAAUACCCGCUAAUUAUCAAAAUCCAGAAAAGAGCCGUUAAAUUCUAUAACCCACUUAAAAGGAAGCGAUUCCCAAACCUUCCAUAACAAAGCCAUCACCUACAGAGAGAUGAACGUGGAGAAGAGUCCCCUAAGUAAGCUUGUCCUGGGGCUCUGUUCACAAACACAAACAGACCCCACUCAGCCCCAGGACAACAACAACAACACAAUUAGACCCAACCAAAUCAUGAGAAAACAAAAAGAGAAUUACUUGACACAUUGGAAAGAACAAACAAAAAAACUGAGCAAACUCGAAUGCUAUUUGGCCCUAAGCAGAGAGUACACAGUGGCAGAAUACCUGACCACUGUGACUGACCCAAACUUAAGGAAAGCUUUGACUAUGUACAGACUCAGUGAGCAUAGCCUUGCUAUUGAGAAAGGCCGCCGUAGGCAGACCUGGCUCUCAAGAGAAGACAGGCUAUGUGCACACUGCCCACAAAAUGAGGUGGAAACUGAGCUGCACUUCCUAACCUCCUGCCAAAUGUAUGACCAUAUUAGAGACACAUAUUUCCCUCAGAUUACAGCGAUCCACAAAGAAUUCGAAAACAAACCCAAUUUUGAUAAACUCCCUUAUCUACUGGGUGAAAAACCACAGUGUGCCAUCACAGCAGCAAGAUUUGUGACCUGUUGCCACAAGAAAAGGGCAACCAGUGAAGAACAAACACCAUUCUAAGUACAACCCAUAUUUAUGUUUAUUUAUUUUCCCAUUUGUACUUUAACUAUUUGCACAUUGUUACACAAACACACUGUAUAUAAUACAUAAUAUGACAUUUGAAAUGUCCUUUAUUCUUUUGAACUUCUGAGUGUAAUGGGUUUAUGUUAAAUAUUUAUUGUUUUAUUUCAUUUUGUUUACUAAUCUACUUCACUUCUUUGGGCAAUGUUAACACAACGUUCCAUGCCCAUAAAGGCCCUUAAAUUGAAAUUGAAAUUUGGAAAUUGAAUUGAGAGCAGAGAGGCGAGAGCGAAUCAUAGAGAGAGAGAGAGAGGAGAAGAGAGAGAGGGAGAGAGAGAGAGAGAGAGAUAUCGAGAGAUAACUGAGAUAUUCGAUAUAAGAGACAUACAGACAGGAGAUAGAGAGAGAGGAGAGACAAAAAGAGAGAGAGAGAGAGAGAGAAUAGAGCGACGAGACAGACGAGAGAGAUAGAGCUACAGACAGACAGGCAUACAGACAGGACAACAGACAACAGACAUACAUACAGACAGAACAUACAACAGACCAAUACCGACCGACAGAGAGAGAGAGAGAGAGGAUAGAGAGAGAGAGAGAGAUCGAGAAGAAGAGAUAGAGAAAGAAGAGAGAGAGAGAGAGAGAGAGAGAGAGAGUGAGAGGAAACAAACAACCAAACAGAUAAAAGUCAGGAGUUGGCCCAGUUCACAGGAUGUUUAUGUACUUGUGGUGUGUGUGUGUGUGUGUGUGAGAAUCAUGUGGACAUUUCAGGGGACAGCUUAACAACAGUCCCCCCAGGGGAGCGUAGACUGGAAGAGACACAGCAUUGUACGUCACUGAGACAGACAAAAACGGUUGCAGAGAAUCAUGAAUCUCAUUCUGAACGUUGCGUAAAUGUAAUGAAAUCAAUAUCAUAUAACACCAGUGAAGUAUGCUGAGAACGACAACUGUGUUACGUAAUAUGAUACAGACAAAAAAAGCCUAAAAUAAUUGAUUUGUAAUACUAUUCCUAGGGUUUCAUUGUUUAUUGUAUGAUAAGACCAAAAACAUGAAGGUGGAAAUACCCUAAGCAUGGUACAUGUGUUGGGUGGUGAGCUCAUGGAGGUGUGAUGUUGUGUUCUGCCGCACGUGAUUUCUUGUAAAAGGCAAGGCACUAUUAUUCUAGAAACUUCCAGGAGCCAUGUUAGAUCACGCAGGGCACGUGGUGCUUACGAAAUAACAUGUUUAUAAAAGCCAAAAUGAGAUAUCAGUUCAGUCACAUGUAAAAUAUAAAGGUGCUUCAGUCACAGGUAAAACAUAAAGGUGCUUCAGUCACAGAUAAAACAUAAAGGUGCUUCAGUCACAGAUAAAACAUAAAGGUGCUUCAGUCACAGAUAAAAUAUAAAGGUGCUUCAGUCACAGAUAAAACAUAAAGGUGCUUCAGUCACAGAUAGAACAUAAAGGUGUUUCAGUCACAGAUAAAACAUAAAGGUGCUUCAGUCACAGAUAAAACAUAAAGGUGCUUCAGUCACAGAUUAAACAUAAAGGUGUUUCAGUCACAGAUAGAACAUAAAGGUGCUUCAUAGUAGUAGGUGUUGUUAUUAUGUUGUAAUAAUUUAGAAACGUUUUGACGGCACCCCGGAAUUGGUAUUCAGAUGUUUCACCUAGUUUCACCGGUGUGUGUGUGUGUGUGUGUGUGUGUGUGUGUGUGUGUGUGUGUGUGAGAGAGAGAGUCUGUUUUUAUUGUGUGUGUAUGCUGAUAUACAGUACAUUAUCAAAUGUUUUUACGUUGUGUAUGGUGUGUUAACAUGAGCGUGUUCACCUGUCACCCCCCUGUAGGUGACAGAGGAUGUCCAGGGCUGACUGGUCCUUCCUGGAGCACCUGUUGGAGGAGGGGCAGGAGUAUAGCACCGGGGUGGGCCGUGUCUGGCUCACUGUCCUCUUCCUGUUCCGCAUGCUGGUCCUGGGCACCGCCGCAGAGUCAGCCUGGGACGACGAACAGGUCGACUUCGUCUGUAAUACCAGGCAACCUGGAUGUACCGCCGUGUGUUACGACAAAGCCUUCCCCAUAUCACAUUACCGGUAUUUUGUCCUCCAGGUUAUUUUUGUUUCGACACCGACUGUUUUUUACUUUGGAUAUGUGGCCAUGAGGAAGAAGAAGAAAGAGGAGGAGGAGGAGAGGACAGAGGAGAGGACGGAGGAGGGAGGUGGUGGUGAGGGAGGGGAGAGGGGAGGAGUAAAGAAGGAUAGGGAGAAGAAGAGGGAGGUGAGAAAGGGGGAUGAGAUCGAAGAACCAGAGGAGGAGAAAGGAGGGGGAAAGGUGGUGAACCCUAAGCUGAAGGGACGUCUUCUCUGUGCCUACGCCACCAGCAUCCUCCUCAAGGUCCUCCUGGAGGUCGGCUUCAUCGUCGGACUAUGGUACCUCUACGGCUUCGUGAUCCCGGCCCGGUUCGAGUGCGUCCGGGCCCCCUGUCCUCACACGGUGGACUGCUUCGUCUCCAGACCCACGGAGAAGACCAUCUUCACCAUCUACACCCAGGCCAUCGCUGGAGUCUCUCUCCUUCUCAACCUGGUAGAACUCCUCCACCUCCUCCAGCUAGCCAUCACCCACCACCUGGAGAAACGCUAUGCCCAGGAGCAGUACACCUUUCCUGGCAUAGCCGGGGUCCGAAUCCAGCCUGACGCUCCAGGGCUGGAGAUGGAGAUGCAGCGAGCUCCGUCUUACCAGGAGAAGGGCCAUCUGUAUUUGCCCAUGGGGGAGGACGGCUACGCCAAGCCCAGUGAGAGUUAUCUGGACCUGGGGUCGAGAGCAGGGAUGGACCCUGGUGGUGACCUGCUCCCCAGUUAUCUGAACUGUAUGGGGGUGAUGAGGACUACACACUCUUCAGGGAGAGCGCACCCUAAGAAAUACAACACACAACACACACAUAGCAACAGCAAACACAGUAAGGGUGCCCAGAAGGGACACAGCAACAAACACAGUAAGCAUUAUGUAUGAGGAAACAUGAGAGGUUUGGGUUCUGUGGUCCUCUGUAGCUCAAUUGGUAGAGCAUGGCGCUUGUAACGCCAGGGUAGUGGGUUCGAUCCCCGGGACCACCCAUACGUAAAAAUGUAUGCACACAUGACUGUAAGUCGCUUUGGAUAAAAUCGUCUGCUAAAUGGCAUAUUAUUAUUAUUUAUUAUUUAAUAGGAAUAAGCCAUGUGCCACUACAGACUGACACAGUCAGUUCCAAGGGGGUUGGAGUGCCCUUCCAAGGGGGGUUGGGGUGCCCUUCCAAGGGGGGUUGGGGUGCCCUUCCAAGGGGGGUUGGGGUGCCCUUCCAAGGGGGGUUGGAGUGCCCUUCCAAGGGGGGUGGGGGUGCCCUUCCAAGGGGGGUUGGAGUGCCCUUCCAAGGGGGGUUGGGGGGCCCUUCCAAGGGGGUUGGGGUGCCCUUCCAAGGGGGGUUGGGGUGCCCUUCCAAGGGGGGUUGGGGUGCCCUUCCAAGGGGGGUUGGGGUGCCCUUCCAAGGGGGGUUGGGGUGCCCUUCCAAGGGGGGUUGGAGUUUCCAAGGAAACAAAUGCACAAGAAUAAGGAAACACUUUACUUUGACAUAUAUCGCAUUAUUAUAUGGCUGUUAUAACACAUAUAUAAGAGUGUAAAAACCCACAAAACCUACCACGGUAGUUAUUUAAUGGCUCGUUAUAACACAUACAGUACCAGUCAAAGGUUUGGACACACCGACUCAUUCAAGGGUUUUUAUUUUAUUUUACUAUUUUCUACAUUGUAGGAUAAUAGUGAUGACAUCAAAACUAUGAGAUAACACAUAUGGAAUCAUGUAGUAACCAGAUAAGUGUUAAACAAAUCAAAAUAUAUUUUAGAUUUUGGAUUCUUCAAAGUAGCCACCCUGUGCAUUGACGACAGCAUUGCACAUUCUUGGCAUUCUCUCAACCAGCUUCACCUGGAAUGCUUUUCCAACAGUCUUGGAGUUCCCACAUAUGCUGAGCACUUGUUGGCUGUUUUUCCUUCACUCUGCGGUCCAACUCAUCCCAAACCAUCUCAAUUGGGUUGAGGUCGGGUGAUUGUGGAGACCAGGUCAUCUGAUGCAGCACUCCAUCACUCUCCUUCUUGGUCAAAUAGCCCUUACACAGCCUGGAGGUGUGUUGGGUCAUUGUCCUGUUGAAAAGCAAAUGAUAGUCCCACUAAGCGCAAACCAGAUGGGAUGGCGUCUCGCUGCAGAAUGCUGUGGUAGCCAUAAUGGUUAAGUGUGCCUUGAAUUCUAAAUAAAUAACCGACAGUGUCACCAGCAAAGCACCCUCACAUCAUAACACCUCCCCCUCCAUGCUUCAUGGUGGGAACCUCACAUGCAAGAUCAUCCAUUACCCUACUCUUUAUCUCUCACAAAGACACUGUGGUUGGAACCAAAGUCUCAAAUUUGGAUUAAUCAGACCAAAAGACAGAUUUCCACCGGUCUAAUGUCCAUUGCGCAUGUUUCUUGGCCCAAGCAAGUCUCUUCUUCUUAUUGGUGUUCUUUAAUAGUGGUUUCUUUGCAGCAAUUCGACCAUGAAAGGCCUGAUUCAUGCAGUCUCCUCUGAAAAGUUGAUGUUGAGAUGUGUCUGUUACUUGAACUCUGUGAAGCACUUAUUUGGUCUGCAAUCUGAGGUGCCGUUAACUCUAAUGAACUUAUCCUCUACAGCAGAAGUAACUUUGGGUUUUCCUGUCCUGUGGCGGUCCUCAUGAGAGCCAGUUUCAUCAUAGCGCUUGAUGGUUUUUACAACUGCACUUGAAGAAACUUUCAAAGUACUUGAAAAAACCCAGAUUGACUGACCUUCAUGUCUUAAAGUAGUGAUGGACUGUCAUUUCUCUUUGCUUAUUUGAGCUGUUCUUGCCAUAAUAUGGACUUGGUAUUUUACCAAAUAGGGCUAUCUUCUGUCACAACACAACUGAUUGGCUCAAACACAUUAAGAAGGAAAGAAAUUCCACGAAUUAACUUUUCACAACACACACCUCUUAAUUUAAAUGCAUUCCAGGUGACUACCUCAUGAAGCUGGUUGAGAGAAUGCCAAGAGUGUGCAAAGCUGUCAUCAAGGCAAAGGGUGGCUACUUUGAAGAAUCUCAAAUAUAAAAUAUAUUUUGAUUUGUUUAACACUUUUUUGGUUACUACAUGAUUCCAUAUGUGUUAUUUCACAGUUGUGAUGUCUUCACUAUUAUUCUACAUUCAUAAAAAUGAAGAAAAACCCUGGAAACACUAGGUGUCCAAACAAAACCUACCACACCAGGCAAAACAUUACAUUACACCAUAGCCUACUUGUCAACAGUGUGUUUAUGUAAUAUAUAUUUUUUAAUUGACCAUAUUAAAUUAUCAUUGUAAUUGCGCACACACAGACAUGCACUGACCCCAAUGCUCUGUUGCUGAUGACUGGGAUGAAUGCAGGAGCAGAUUUCAGGAGCAAGACAAGACACCCUGUUUUUGACUGAUGACUGACAUAAGGGCAUGUAGGUGAUAGGCCCAUCUGGCUUAUAUGAUUAUGAUGGUCAUAAUGCUUCAUGACAGUGGCAUAAAGUGUAUUUUCUACUAGUUAUUUAAAAUAUGAUGAACAAAACAUGACUGUAAAUAAUUAAUGACAACAACAACAAAGGAUUUAAGAAACACACUUUCAUAGAAAAUAAAGUUCUUGGCAGGAAAAAAAAAAAAAACUAAUUUGAAUAAAUGUGGGUUUUGACACUCUUAUGUAGGUAUCAUAACCAGCCAUAAAAUAACGCAAUAUAUUUUACAUUUACAUUUACGUCAUUUAGCAGACGCUCUUAUCCAGAGCGACUUACAGGAGCAAUUAGGGUUAAGUGCCUUGCUCAAGGGCACAUCGACAGAUUUUUCACCUAGUCGGCUCGGGGAUUAGAACCAGCGACCUUUCGGUUACUGGCACUAUGCUCUUAACCACUAAGCUACCUGCUGGCCUGUUAUGACAUGGUUAUGACAUGGUUAUGACCGUGUUAUUACAGUAAAGUGUCACCGAUUGUAUUGUACAACAUUUGCCUUGAAGACCAAAGACAAUGCAGUGGGACUAGAUUAGAUCUUGCUUUAUUCAAAUGGGAACAUGAGAACCUUUCCUCAGGGGAGGAAUAAGAUCCUGGAUCAUGGAACACUAGAGAAUGGGAAAACAAUGAACAUUGGAACAGUGAAUGGAUGUAGUAUAAUUCAGCCAUUUCCACUUUAGGAAUCCUUCUAUUCCAACGGGAAUGGGAUAAGCCUAUGCACUUGCUGAAUGUGACAAUGGAAAAAAUAACUUGGCUUGGGAUUCCAUGGGGAAAACAGCCUACAGGCUCCAUGCAGUGCAGUGGGGUUUUGUGGGAAAGCGUGGGGGGGGGGGGGGGGGGGGGUAUGGUUAUGUCCCAAAAUGGCACCCUAUUCCCUACAUAGUACAUUACUUUUGACCAGAGCAUCAUGGACCCUUAGACAAAAGUAACACACUAUGUAGGGAUUAGGGUGCCAUUUUGGGACACAUUCUAUGUGUUCUUAAGCAUGUUCCCUGAGGGAUUACUGUGACCUCAGAAUGCUGCUGGAGCCAAUGGAAUGUGCCGGACUACCCUGCCUCCCCAGAGACUAGUGGCCAAACACACCACACACACACACACGGACAAACACACACACACACACACACACGGACACGGACACGGACAAGCACACACACUGGCAAUCAUGCACACACAGAAGCGGGCACGCGCACACACACAGGCAAACACACACACACACACACACAGGCAAACUACAUGCACCCUUGUCCCCUCUUCAGCUGUGGCUUGGAGUCGGGAGAGGGGGGCCAGAACCAUGGUAUGCUGGGAUUGAUGGUCGCCAGUGACCAAAACAUGAAGAAUGAGGGAUGGAGGGAAAGAGACUGGGGGAGGGCGUGGGUAUGGAGAGAGCGAUGGAAAGAGAGAAAGGGUAUGUUCAAUGAAAAUGACUGUUUGACUGAUUCUUUUUAAGUUGAUUGCCUGUGA
Messenger RNA from Coregonus sp. 'balchen', 12470 nucleotides. Lineage: Eukaryota; Metazoa; Chordata; Actinopteri; Salmoniformes; Salmonidae. The record is from the annotation of a GenBank genome assembly.